UGUAAUGGCUAGUCUGAUAUGAGGACUAAUAGCGUUCCGUAAUAUUGUAUCCUGUUUGGCUAUGGAAGGUGCGAUCAUUUGCAAUAAAGUUUCAAAAUCAGAUGAUGACAUGCGAGUAAAAUUCACAAACGAUCCGUCAGACAUUCGGAGAUCACUUAGAAUAUUAACUCUUCUUUCUCGUUGUAAUAAGAAAUUCCGCAUCCACCACCUUCUCUUUCUCUUAGGUUUCAACACACUCGAUAUAAUUACUAUGUAUGCAGCACUAAUAGCCACAACCUCCUCGGGCGACAUUUCUAUAAACACUGAGAAGUGUGGUCGACAAAAUGUUCCGCGACAUGUAUGUCGGCACAUUCCACGUAGUUGUUGAGGAACAUGUUCAGCAACUUGUUGCUCCAAUUGUCCCCUAGUGUAUCCGUGGCUUAAGCCCGAAACAAUCGCCGAUCUACGUCGAUUCCUCGGCAUGGUAAACUUUUACCGCGACAGCGUACCUAACGCGGCCCGCAUACAAGCCGCUAAACGCGUUCCUACAUAAUUCCAAGAAACGCGACGCGCGUAUUGUCAAAAAGAGUAUUCCGUAAUAUUUUCAAAACAGAUUUUAAAUGCAAAAAAAUAUCACCUGAGGACAAAAAUAUUUUUGUAAACACUACUGAGUAUAAGAAUCAUAUUCAGGAUAAAGAAAAAUGCAAACAACUGUUUUUAGAAGACCAAAAAAUCAGUCAAAUAGCUAAUUCUAAUUCCUUAUGCGUGAGCUUUGAUUUAGAAUAAGUUCUGAAUACUCCACAUGGUAAAAGUGUGACCUUAUAUUACUCGAGAAAAAUAUGCAUACUAUAAUGAAAGUAUAUAUGAAAGUGGCACAAGGAAUGGAUAUUGUUACGUAUGGGGCGAAUGCCAAGGAAAAAGGGGCUGUAAUGAAGUAGUUACAGUUAUUUUUAAGUAUCUGAAUAUGUUAGACCAAAAAGGUACCCAUACCGUGGUUAAUUUAUAUUCUGAUAGCUGUGCUGGGCAAAAUAGAACCCGUGCAAUGAUUUCAAUGUUAAUUUAUUUCUUGAAAACUGCAAUAACAAUUACACAAAUAAAGGUAACUUAUCUUUUACCUGGACACACCAUGAUGCCUGUGGAUUCUAUUCAUAGCACUGUUGAAAGUUUUGUUCGCAAUAAAACAGUAUGGGCUCCUUCUGAGUGGCCAACUAUGAUUACUAAUGUAAGAUGUAAUCCUAAAAGCUACAUUGUAAAUGUUUUAAACUUUGGAGACUUCAUGGAUUGGAAGUCCGUUUCACAAGCUUUAUUGCCUGCUAAAUUUAAAAUUAAUGGGCAUAGCCAUAUGGAAUGUGACUCCGAUCAUGCUGAUAUUGAAAGAACAAAAAAGAAGACUCAUCUGAAAAUUAACCAUUUAAAUGACUGGAUACAACUGGUCAGGUUAUGCAAACUUAAAAACGCGUUUGAAGUAAUGCCGAUGCAACUAGAACUUAAUUCACUGAAUUUCUCAAAUUCAGUGAAUUAAGUUCGAAAAAGGGUCCGUUCACAAUUAAAAAAAAAGAUGUUCAUGGAUUUUUUUUUUAUGGCAACCUGUAAAGUGGCUUCAAUUUCGAAAGCCCAUAAUAUCACAUCCUAUCACAUCACACCCCCUUUCACACCACAAUAUUAUUGCGAACCACUUUGUUCCUCAUACUAUCACAAAAAACUCAGCUUUCAUACCUUUUUCAAAUUUAUAUUAUAAAAAAAAAAUGUUUCAUUUACUGUUUUUGUUUUUUUAUUUUAAGUUCAGUUUAUUAUUCUAAAUUAAUCCAAUCAUUACAACUGCAUACUUGUGUUUAUAUCGGGAAUAAGUUGAUAAGUCGUCGGUGAACAAUUGAACAAGUCUUUAUUUUAAUUGAUUAAAAAGAUAAUUUUAUCGUAUUCUUACUACGACCCAAAACGACUGAUAAAUUUGCUUAAUUCAGUUAAAAAAAAGUAUAAAGACUUUCACAAAGCUGCAAUUAAAAAGUCACAUAAAACCAAGAGGAAGACGAUUUUCUAAUGAGGAAAAGGUUAUGGCACUAACCAUAUUAAAACAAAGCCCAAAGGCGUAUGAAUUAUUAAAAAAAAUGUUUGUGUUGCCUUCAAAGAGAUGUCUGCAGGGCUUAUUACAUUCUUUUAGAAUGGAACCAGGCAUCAACAAAGAGAUUUUAGAAGAUUUGAAGAAAGUUGCAAGUCGCAUGUCUACGGAAAAUAAACUCGUUAACAUUUUAUUUGAUGAAGUUUCCUUGGCACCUGGCGUAGAAUAUAAUGCAGCUAUUGGCAAAAUCAUUGGCUUUGAAGAUAAUGGAUAUGCAAGAAAUAAAACUCUGGCUGACCACGCACUGGUCUUCAUGAUAAAAGGCAUAAAAAGUAAACGCAAACAGCCCAUUUGCUUCACAUUUUGUAAAGGAACAACAAAGGCGGCAUUAUUAAAAAAUCUUUUGAAAUGCGUUAUUAAAGAAAUAAAUUCAACUGGCUUAAUAGUUGUGGCUACUAUUUGUGACCAAGCCACAACAAAUGUAAGAGUGGUGCGGGAGCUACAAAACGAUACCAGAGAACUAGAUAUGAUCGACAGGGGGAAAUACUUCUACUUCAGAAUGGAACCAGGCAUCAACAAAGAUAUUCUAGAAGAUUUGAAGAAAGUUGCAAGUCGCAUGUCUACGGAAAAUAAACUCGUUAACAUUUUAUUUGAUGAAGUUUCCUUGGCACCUGGCGUAGAAUAUAAUGCAGCUAUUGGCAAAAUCAUUGGCUUUGAAGAUAAUGGAUAUGCAAGAAAUAAAACUCUGGCUGACCACGCACUUGUCUUCAUGAUAAAAGGCAUAAAAAAAAAUGGUGAAGUCAAAUGGGCUAAAUGGGAACAUCUAAAAAUGUUAUUAGCUGUUGAUGAUGGGGAUGACGAAAUUCGACUAGUCAAUAAGCUCACAGAAAUGCAUGUCGAUAAAAACAAAAUACCCAAAAUGAAAGUCAAGUUUGCGGCACAAGUAUUCAGCCAGAGAGUGUCUAGUGCCUUGAGAUUUUUGUCAAAACACAACAUUCUGCCAGACGAAUGCCAAGGAACUGCAGAUUUCCUCUUAGUGUUCGACAAGCUGUUUGACUCAUUUAAUGGCCAUUCUUAUGAAGGAUCGUCUAAGAAAUAUAAGCAGUGUUUAAAAUAUAACUCACCCCAUUUCCAACUGUGGAAUGAAAUGUUGCCAAUUUUAGAAUCAAUUAAAUUUGAAUCAGUAGUUAGAAAAAAUGAUUCUGUAUUGAUUAAGCAUGAGUCCAUCCCUUCAAUCAAAAAUUGGAUUCAUAAUAUAAAAACUUUUAAGGAAAUGUGGUUGCAUGUGAAUGUUGAUUAUAAAAUAAAAAAUUUACUCACUAGAAACUUUAAUCAGGAUCCUUUGGAAAACUUUUUUAGUGGUAUUAGAAGUAAUGGUGUACGUAAUAUUAAUCCUAAUUGUAAUCAAUUUAUGAAUGCUUAUAAAACAUUGCUGAUUAAUAAUUUUAAUUCUGUUCAUUCUGUUACAGCCAAUUGUGAGGACGAUUUCAAUAAAUCAUUUCAAUCAUUUUUUAAUUUGAUUGUUAAUAAACCUGAUUUGCCAGAUAAUGAUGAUUUUGCAUGUGAUAUUGAUGCACUAUUAAUAGUGAUGAAUGAAAUUAAAAUAAAUGAUUCAUUGAUUUAUAAUGAAUCAAAAAAGUAUGUAGCGGGGUACAUAAUAAAAAAAAUUAAAACUAACAUUUUCAGGACGUGUAAGACUUGCAUGCGUGAUUUAUGUAGAUCAGAAGUUGAUAUGCAAUCUUUCAAUUAUGAAGUUGAUUAUACAAAAAAAUCAUUAUUUCAUCCCAGCUAUAAUUUCCACAAUUUAAUGGCAGAUAUUUAUCAUUUGAUUGUAGCAUGCUUACGUGAUUGCCCAGAAUCAAAUGUAUUAUAUAAGAAAAUAAAGUUUGUGAUUAAUUGUGCAUGUGAUUAUAAUAUAAUAACCUGUAUAAAACACAAAGAGUUGUUGAUUGAAUUUAUUAACAAUCUUGCAAUCAAGUUGAUUAUACAGUUAGUGUACAGGGGUAAACAGAAUUUUAAAGGGCAAAAUAAUGACAUUCGAUGAGAAUGACCUUUUUUGAUACCAACGUUACAAUAGAUUCUCAGGAUACUUAUACUAUCGGCUGAGAAUCUUAACACCGCGAUUCAGAAAACGGACUCAAAUAAAAAGCUCCAUCUAUUAGCCAAAUUUAGAACUAUUUGAUUUUGAUUAAUCGCGGGUUUUGACAUAUUUGACAUAUCCGUUGCUAUGCGGUUAAACAGUAGUUGUUAUUUAUUUUCUUAUGGAUUCGCGUAAUCAUUAUUAGUGGGUAUUUGUAAUUGUUUUUCUUGUGAAUAUGAGUUAAUAUGCAGGAGUUAAUAUGCCGCGAAGAAAAAGCAGUAUUUGGGAGCAUUGUGAAGUGACCGACGAUAAUAAAAGUGUCAAAUGUAAUUAUUGCUUAAAACAUUAUGGUUACAGAAGUGCAACGCGUAUGGAAGAACAUAUGGCGAACUGUGAAAAAUGUCCAAGUGAUUUGAGACAAAAAUUCAGCAAAAUAUCAAGAGUAUCUCCGAUGUCACGAUCGACAAAUUCGCAAUCUGUGAGUAAUAGUACUAUUUCUAUUGCUCGGCCGAAUGAUCAAGAUCAUGGCAAUGUAGUGUCAACUAUAUCAACAAGUUGCCAAAUUUAGCGGAAUAUAGGGCACGAAGUCAAUUUUGGAGUAACGAGCUGUUGUGGAGUCCUAUUAUGAAUAUGGAAAAUAAUUCAUCUUCGUCACGUAGCGCUUUUUGGUAGCCGUUACGAAAUAAUUCGACACUAUGUGUCCACACUUUUUUAUUCUAGUAACACUUUUUGGUCGCUGAGUGUACUUAGUUCCGUCGCUACGACUAAAAAUGGGGAACAGUCGACACAGUAACAUUUGGUUUUAAAGUUACGUUGCUGUGUGGUAACAUUGUUCUUAGUCUGCAACCACUUCUCAGAAAUCAUUCGUUCGUUCAAUCGUUUUCGUUCUCUUUCUGUUCUGUGACUGACAAGUUAAAAAAUAAUAAGAAGAAAACAUCAGCCAUCACUGUUUAUCAAGCGAUUCUCAAACGUUUGGACAGGCCUGCAUAUUAUCAAAUUAUGUUUAGUAUAGUACUAACUAAAGAGGGCUCGUCCCACCUUAUAUCGGUUGUGCCUAGUACAUGGGUACUGGGAAACAACAAAGAUUCUAUUGUAACUUUCGUGAGACAUACUAAAUUAAUUAUUAUGUUAUCGGCUUACUCACGUAACGUUUUGACGAGGAACUCGACUAGUUUCAAGCCAUGCUAGAGGCUCAUAUUCAUGAGCAGCAUUACGCAACACACGACGCGGCGAUUGUCGCACUGCUACUGGCGAUUCGAGCUACGCGCCCAUCGCGCCCUCUGCCUGGAAUCGCGCGUACUAUCCGGCGCGCGCGACGAUGUUGGCUCGUUAGACUCGCUCGCCGGCG
Molecule: messenger RNA, 5463 nt
Organism: Spodoptera frugiperda (fall armyworm)
Lineage: Eukaryota; Metazoa; Arthropoda; Insecta; Lepidoptera; Noctuidae
Exons: 6
Coding region: 2031-4079 (682 amino acids)
Source: RefSeq, a predicted model, not a curated record